AUGUUAUCUACUGAUAUCAUUGAUAUCAAUUAUGGGCCAGGAAUUGUUCAAAAACUUUGUGCUCGAUUUUUACAAUUAUCUAAAGAUUCAUAUAACAUGCCACCUAUUCGAUCUCCACGAUUUAAGCGUUGUAAAUCGUUAGCAGAAAAUACUUAUGCUAUGGUUAAAGAAAUUCGACAAUGUAAUACACAGAUGCUUCCCUCUGAACUAAACAGAGAACAAGAAAAUAAGCAGUCAAACCUUUUUCCUGCAACAGAGAUCAAUGACGCGAUUGAGCUAAGUGGUACUUACCUGUACCAUGCCACUGUAAUUCCAAAUGAUACAAAAGCAAAUCGUCGAGCUAAAAAAAUUGAAUCAAUUCGAGAAAUUUUUGAGAAAAUUUCUGCUACUACUUCAACUCUUCCUAAAAAAACGUAUAACAUUAAUCGUUACCGACGAACUUUUAAUUUACCAAGCACUGCAAACGUGGAGUCACAUUCCAAUGUUAUAAAGUGCGACAGUAACGAUGUGCAACUUCCAGUUUUGAACGGUGAAGUAAGAAUAUCAGUUGAAUUUGCACAGCGCGAUGGCAACCCACCAAUACCCCUUAUUGUGGAAGAACUUACCUCAGAACCAAGUCCAUCACUUCCACAGCCAAGUUAUGGUGGAAUAUGUGAUGAAGAUGGAUUAUUUGAUGAAUCACACGCAGAACAGAUGGAGCAGCGAUCGUUUCAUUCAGAAUCUGCGAAGUUAAGCAUUUUUCCCGCUUACACAUCUACUAAACUUCGAGUAAAAAUGUCUAAAAAAGAUGAGAGUAACGAUGGGGACAGCUGGCAAGAGGUGCAUCGUUUACUGAAAAAGUUUCGAGCGAUUCGGGAAGAACGGGCAAAGCAGAUAAUUACUCAAAAUUUGUGCAAGAAGGAUGAGAAUAAAUAUGGCAAUAUGUUAGAUCAGGCAAAUGUGCACCUUACUGGAAAUACAAAGUUACGAUCUCAUUCGGCAGAUAACUACGUGAACUUUCUCACACAUGACAAUAUAACAGAAAAUGUCGGGUUAAACGUAGAGACAGAAGUUUGGCCACAUGUGAAACCUUGCGUACAAACCGUUUUUUUCAGCCAUGAGCAAAGUUAG
This is a messenger RNA of Thelazia callipaeda (thelaziosis nematode), 1110 nucleotides long. The record is from the annotation of a GenBank genome assembly. NCBI's taxonomy places the organism in Eukaryota, Metazoa, Nematoda, Chromadorea, Rhabditida, Thelaziidae.